UUAUUGUAGCAAAACGUUGACAGCGAUAAAAUUGAGUUGGCAUGACCAAACUAUCUUGCUGUCGAUAUAUCCAGCAUAUAGCAAUGAAUACUCUUAAUUUAAAAUCUUUCAGCUGUCCAAACAAAUCUGUUUGUUGUCACUAUAUUAACGAAAAAUUUGCUGUUCCAGCGAAAUUCGUUUUCUCCGUGCGUACGAUAACUUUACUGAUGAUUCCCCCCAAUAUCAAUAGCGCCAUUUCUCGGCACGGAUCGAAAAAUAAUUUGAUUAUGCCAAUCAAAAUAUUUUAACGGCAUGCUUCGAACAAUAUCAUCGCGUAUGCCACUACGCUUCACUUUAGCCGUGCUAACGCACUGAGAAAAAAGCGGUCAAGAAUCAACGAAACUUUAUAUUUAAACGAACAAAAUUCCUCUAAGCACGCUUAGUCCACUGAACAAAUGAUAUAAUUGCUGUGAUGAGUUAUCAGCUGAUUCAACGCGACUGCGAUUUGGCCAGUAACGAGGCAACAUAUUGUUGCACCAACAUAACGUCAUUUCUCUAGUAAUAAUUUUCCGACCGAGGGUGAUUCGUCAAUUCAACCGUUUCAUUCUCAGUGCGUGCAAACUGAAUAGAGGAUGGCGGAAAAUACCGGACGAUCGUGACGAUCGUAAAGGCCGCAGUCUCGGACAUUUGCGAGCCUGGCAUAAAUCGGGAGACCUUGGCGCGCAAUUAAGAACAAAUUCGUUUGGUGGACCGCUGUUCUCGGUCGUACCGCAUGCAAAGUGCCGGACUUGUCGCCCGCACGAGCGUUUCGCCGCGAAGAGGAGCGGCCGGAGGAGGACGGAAGAGCAGCGGGAGGUGCGCGCGUAUUUCGAGAAAAAAAGUAGUUCGCGGGCUAAAUGUCAACGCGCUCUAAAUUCAAGUGCAAGUGCGCGCGAGAGGCUGUUGAAGGUCCGUCCGAUGGAGAUGCAUGUAUGAGAUAUGCGAGGCAAGGAGAGCCUGAGUGCGGCCAACCGCCGUGUAUUUUCGGUAAUGGCAAGUGUAAAGGCAUAGCAUUGACGGUGAGAUUCCUGACGAGGAGGUAUAUCGGGGAGUACGAUCACCAAUCAGAAACCAGAUACAAACAUGAAGUACUUGUCGACGGGGAGCCUAUUCUUUUCGAAAUUUUAGACACGUGCCCGAAGAGCGAGGUUGAGCUGCCGUCGAUGGAAACUUUGCAGUGGGCGGACGGCUUGUUGCUGGUUUAUUCGAUAACAGACAGAGGGUCCUUUAAUUUCGUGAGGAAAGCGAAGGAAGCCCUCGCGGUAGCCGAUCCGGAAGCCGCGAUGCCUCUCGCUCUCGUUGGGAACAAAGCCGACAUGGUUCAUCUACGGCAAGUCAGCGCCGAAGAAGGAGAGAUUUUGGCGAAGGAUUUCGAAUGUUGGUUUAGCGAAAUAACUGCUGCCGAGCAGGUGGCUCAAGUCGCGGAAUCCUUCCACGAAUUAUGCAGAGAAGUUCUCGCGGCCAGAAGAAGAAACAAGCAAUCUUUGUUGGACAGAAUGCUCGGCAGUAACAAGACGCGUGCUUAUUCGCGCGGGAAAAGCGAUUCCGCUCUGCCGAAGGAGUAGAUGUUGCCGUUCGAAAUGUUUGAAAUCAAUAUCAUCAAUAUAAAAAGAGAACGCAUCUUAAUUAGAAAACGAUAAUAUAUCGCAUCUUUAAAAAAGUGAUUAGGACGACUCGGAUAAUUAUAAUUCACAUUAUUCGUACGACUCACACAAUUCAGGACGAUAUACCUGUCCGAUCAAUAACGAUGAACACGAAGCUCUCUACAAAUACCAAAGAAAAUAUAAAUUUGUAUUUGUACAGUAACGAGAUUAUCACAUAGCAUAGUGUACAAAUUUUUAUAAUAUAAUCUUUUCGCAAAAUGACGAGACUAUCUAGAUCUUCGCUAAAGCUAGGGUUCUGAGGUGUACUAAAGAAAAUCAGCGACAAAUGGCCAGCUCUGAUUCUAACUUGCCCACAAUUAUCACAUCGCCAAAUAAAAAAUAAGCGUUGUGUUAUUUUUUGAAUUCAAAAGGCUGACUGUGAGCGUGACUUAUAUAUGAAUAGUUUACGUAUAAGUGUUAUAACAUACUACAAUUAUUCUAUAUUUAUUUUGUACUUAUACAAUGAGAUAUCGUGACAAUAAAUUAUGGCAAUAAAUUUAA
Molecule: messenger RNA, 2162 nt
Organism: Dinoponera quadriceps
Lineage: Eukaryota; Metazoa; Arthropoda; Insecta; Hymenoptera; Formicidae
Product: ras-related and estrogen-regulated growth inhibitor
Exons: 5
Coding region: 876-1583 (235 amino acids)
Molecular function (GO): GTPase activity; GTP binding
Source: RefSeq, a predicted model, not a curated record